Molecule: messenger RNA, 1017 nt
Organism: Adineta ricciae
Lineage: Eukaryota; Metazoa; Rotifera; Eurotatoria; Adinetida; Adinetidae
Source: the annotation of a GenBank genome assembly
AUGAUGUUCACAUACUUGUGCAUAUUAAUUCUUACUCAAUGUUACCCAACAGUUAUCAGUGAAGAUAAUAUCGAUAAUGAACCAGCUAAUUCAUUAGUUCGUCCGGAAAUAUGGAAUUGGUGGGAUUAUUCGGAUGGUGUUAGUGGUCCGGCAUUAUGGGGAGUGUACUUUCCACUUUGCGACGCAGGCCGUUUUCAAUCACCGAUUAAUAUUGAAAGUCGUUAUUUAAGUUUUGAUCAUGAAUUAACACCUAUCUAUAUGAAUAACAGUGAAAAUGCACAUGGUAUUCUUCAUAACGAUGGACGUAAUUUAUACAUAACCAUUGCAUUGGAUUCCAGUCGCAAGAUUGAGAUUGGUGGAGGACCACUUCAAUACAGAUAUCGACCAGUUGAAAUUUACAUUCGUUUAACACCACCUUUAUUAGGCGACGACAUGCCACGAGGAAGCGAACAUCAGAUAGAUAAUCGAUCUUUUCAUGGCGAAAUUCAACUUGUCGCAUACAAUAUCGAUCUUUACAAGAGUUACAUUCAAGCUCAAACAUCUCCCAAAGGAAUUGCCAUCGUCUCAAGUAUGCUCAUGUUGGGCGGCGAUGCUUCUGAACAGUUACGAUACGUCUUACAUCAAGCUGAACUAUUGAAUAACACACAGCGACCAUCAGAUAUUGAAUUGCAUAAUCUUGAUAUAAAAAAAUUAAUGGCUUUUUCACCAGAAUAUAUGACAUACGAAGGUAGUUUAACAUGGCCUGGAUGCUUUGAAAGCGUUACAUGGAUCAUAUUUAAUGAAUACCAACAAAUUCUAAGUACUUAUUUACAAACACUCUUCCCGAAUAUCCUUCGAUUCGUGACAAAUCGUCGGUCGUUGGUAGUUGGAACAAGUGUACAUAGGAACGUUCGAACAAACAUCGGCCUUCACCAAUGGUUUCGCUCAACAACUCCUUCGUCAUCAUCAACCUGCCAACCGAUGAAUAAUGUCCUUCAAUAUCAAAUUAAUGACGACUUUGGCAUAUCAAAUAGUUAA